Molecule: messenger RNA, 870 nt
Organism: Ceratitis capitata (Mediterranean fruit fly)
Lineage: Eukaryota; Metazoa; Arthropoda; Insecta; Diptera; Tephritidae
Product: farnesol dehydrogenase
Exons: 3
Coding region: 35-784 (249 amino acids)
Source: RefSeq, a predicted model, not a curated record
AAAGAUCAGAACUGUACUCUGUUCUGCGCGUGAAAUGGAACGUUGGGCGAAUCGUGUUGCUGUGGUCACCGGUGCCAGUUCGGGCAUUGGCGCUGCAAUUGCGAAAUAUCUUGCUAACAAUGGCAUGAACGUGGUGGGACUGGCGCGUCGUAAGGAACGCAUCGAAGCAUUACGCGAAGAGGUAAAAACGGAGGCACAAGAUCGUCUGCACGCCUUGCAAUGUGAUGUGCGCAAUGAAGAAGAAGUCAUUGCAGUAUUCAAAGAUAUCGAAUCAAAGUUCGGACCAGUCGCGGUGUUGGUAAAUAAUGCGGGUAUUGUGCGUACAAGUGAUUUGCUGAAGGAAGACAAUUCACAAGAUAUGCGCGAUGUGAUCGAGACGAAUGUGCUGGGCGUGGUGUGGUGCACGCGUGAGGCCUUCCGUUCGAUGAAGCGGCUGGUGGACGGUGAUGGGCAUGUGUUUCUUAUCAAUAGCAUAGCUGGUCACAAUGUGCCGGUCAUAAAGAAUUUUUCACUAAACAUCUAUCCCUCUUCGAAGUAUGCAAUCACUGCAUUGACGGAGAUCUAUCGACAGGAGUUUCUGAGUAAUAAUACAAAAAUUAAAAUAACUAGUAUUAGUCCCGGUGGUGUGGCAACUGAAAUAUUAGGCGAGGAAUUGAAAUCGCUUGAAAAUGUGCCCAUAUUGAGGUCGGAAGAUGUCGCUGAUGCUCUGAUUUAUUGUCUACAGACACCGCCACAUGUGCAGAUUCACGAACUGACUAUAAAGCCUAUUGGGGAGAGUAUCUAAGUUUUUGGCUUUAAGAAUAAUUGACUAAAUUUUGUAAGAUAUUUUCUAAAUUUUUAUUAAAUAAAUUAUUAUUAAUAAUAAAAUGU